UUACAAGCAAUGGCUAACGCGAUAGAGGGCGCUACAGUUGUGGUCAUCUGCAUGUCCCAGAAAUAUAAGGACAAAGCCGAAUAUGCCUUCCAGCUACGUCGACCAAUCAUACCUCUAAUAAUGGAGAGGGGUUACCGUCCUGAUGGUUGGCUGGGAUUUAUUUUAGGAGCUAAAUUAUUCUAUGAUUUUAGUGGAAAGUACAGUUUUGAAUCAAGGAUGGAUGGGCUGAUCAAGGCUGUGAUGCAGAUU
Lottia gigantea (owl limpet) is the source of this 249-nucleotide messenger RNA. RefSeq lists its product as hypothetical. The annotation marks the transcript as partial. NCBI's taxonomy places the organism in Eukaryota, Metazoa, Mollusca, Gastropoda, Lottiidae. The record is from RefSeq and is a predicted model, not a curated record. The transcript is spliced from 2 exons.